GAAAAAGAAAGUACGGCCCUCGAAUCGACGAUGGAGGAGGAGCAAAACAAUCGAGGGAAGGUCGCCGCAUACGGGCACUGGCAAUGUCGCCGGCGCUGGCGCCACGAGAUGGUUUAGGUUUCGAUCGAUGGAAGGGAGAAAAGCAACGGAGACGAAAGGAAACAGAGGGUCGCCGCCGGCAGCUGUGUUUCACCGGCGUCGACGAAAAUGACAAGAGGUGGACUUUUAUUUUGGAGGGGAAAGGAAAGUGGAGGAAGAAAGAAAGAAGAAGGCUGGGUAAGAAGGAGAAGAUGAAAAUCCCAGCCAGCCGUCCCCCUUUUGCAAGAGCCGAAGGGGUCUUUUAUAGGGAAAAAGGCAGCUUGGUCCCCAAGCAUGCUACA
Molecule: messenger RNA, 380 nt
Organism: Linum tenue
Lineage: Eukaryota; Viridiplantae; Streptophyta; Magnoliopsida; Malpighiales; Linaceae
Source: the annotation of a GenBank genome assembly